GUAUUUUGAUAUCGAUACGCCGAUAAGCUCCCAAAGAAUCCCACAAUCCUUCUUUUCCGUGAUAAUCAACGUGGUGGCAAGCCGUGUGACGAACACCCUAAAAAUGGCAGCAAGGCCACUUAUAACCGUUCAUAGUGAAAAGGGAGAGGCUACUGGUACCAACAUUACUCUCCCUGCUGUGUUUAAAGCACCAAUUAGACCAGAUAUUGUUAACACAGUUCACUUUCAAAUGCUGAAAAACACUAGACAACCAUAUGCUGUUUCAAUGAAAGCAGGUCACCAGACUUCGGCUGAGUCUUGGGGCACAGGUCGUGCUGUUGCUCGUAUUCCUCGUGUGCGUGGUGGUGGUACUCACAGAUCAGGUCAGGGUGCUUUUGGAAACAUGUGCCGUGGUGGUCGCAUGUUUGCUCCAACCAGAACCUGGAGACGUUGGCACAGGAAGAUAAAUGUCAACCAGCGCCGUUAUGCUAUUACUUCAGCUAUUGCAGCAACUGGCGUCCCAGCAUUAGUCAUGUCCAAAGGUCAUCGCAUUGAGGAAAUCCCUGAGGUUCCACUUGUUGUUAGUGAUAAAAUUGAGGAAAUUAAAAAAACGAAAGAGGCUGUUCUUGUUCUUAAGAAACUAAAGGCUUGGUCUGAUAUUGAAAAGGUAUACAACAGCAAGCGCUUCCGUGCUGGAAGAGGUAAGAUGAGGAACCGUCGUCGUAUCCAAAGAAGGGGUCCUCUUGUAAUUUAUAACAAGGACAAUGGCAUUACUCGUGCUUUCAGAAAUAUUCCUGGUAUUACUCUUAUCAGUGUUGACAGACUCAAUUUGCUGAAGAUUGCUCCUGGUGGUCAUGUGGGCAGAUUUUGCAUUUGGACUGAAUCGGCAUUCAAGCGUCUGGAUGACAUUUAUGGUACUUGGCGCAAAGAAUCUAAAGAAAAGAAGGGAUACAACUUGCCCAUGCACAAGAUGGCAUCAUUUGAUCUGGCUCGUCUUUUGAAGAGUGAUGAAAUUCAGUCUGUUGUCAGGGCACCCAAGAGGGAGGUCAAGAGAAGAGUGCUUAAGAAAAAUCCUCUUAAGAACUACAGAGUUAUGGUCAGACUUAAUCCUUAUGAAAAACAUGCAAAGAAACAAGCUAAGCACAUUGAAACACUGCGUAAGAGGGCUAAGGAGGAACUUCUAAACAAGAAGAGAGGCAUUACCAAGCCGUUGGAGCCAUUGCCUAAAGGUAAAUCUGCUGCUAGGAAAGCUAAGCGAUUGGCCAAGAAAGGAGGAAAGCCAGCUGCUGCCAAAAAGCCUGCUAAGAAAUAAAUGUCUAUUUGUCAGGCACAUUAAAAGUUCCUUUGAUUUA
This is a messenger RNA of Physella acuta, 1331 nucleotides long. RefSeq names its product large ribosomal subunit protein uL4. Gene Ontology annotation, biological process: translation. Gene Ontology annotation, cellular component: ribosome. The record is from RefSeq and is a predicted model, not a curated record. Gene Ontology annotation, molecular function: structural constituent of ribosome. Lineage: Eukaryota; Metazoa; Mollusca; Gastropoda; Physidae.